Xyrichtys novacula (pearly razorfish) is the source of this 7271-nucleotide messenger RNA. NCBI's taxonomy places the organism in Eukaryota, Metazoa, Chordata, Actinopteri, Labriformes, Labridae. The record is from the annotation of a GenBank genome assembly.
AGACAGCGCCAGUAUGAAGCCUGUAUGGGGCGGCUGUGAGCAGAUCGGAGGAGAGAGAGAGAGAAAAACAAGAGAGCAAGUUAUUUAGCAGGUAGGCGAAGUUAAUCCUGAGCUGUGAAACAAUGGAGACUUUGUCAUAUUUUCAGAUGUUUUUUUUUUUUGUUAUUCUUUUAAAGUGGUUAACUUGAACUGUGUGAUGGCUGAUGAAUAGAUAUAAAAGGAUUCAGUUGACUUUACUACAGGGCUUAAGUACUAUGACGACGAACACAAAAAUGAACUACAUUUACAAACAAUUUUAAACCCUUAGCUGAUCUGUGUCACUGUAGCCGUCUGUGUGGGUGUGGUCUGUGUUGUUUCAGUCAAAAACAGAACAUCUGCCAUGAUAAAGUAGGGAAAUAAUGAUAAAUCCUCCCUGUAAUGGGGAAAUUAUAUCACCUUUCACAAAAGUAAAGAAUACACCACAGAAAUUUAACAGGAUAACAUGUUUCUGGGUAAAACCAAAUCAUUCAUAAUCAGAAGAUUUUUAAGGUGAAACCUUUUAGGGCUGUUAAAAACACGAUUGGACAAUGUUUAUGUUUGUUAUACUGCAUAUCUCAGUGCCUUUUUUUGUAUGUGGUGACUAUUUAAUGUCCAUAUUGAGACAAGAUAUGUUAGUGGAAAUUUUUUAAUGGUUGCUUGUAUACAUAUCUUUACAUUUCAGACUGAAAUGUGUUAAGAAACAGGUGGAUGUUUAACUUUUUCUUCAAGAAAAAAAACUUUAAUCACAAAUUAUGAAUAACACACACUCAACUGUAAACUCUGCAAUUACAUUGGAAGAAUAAUUUGAUUCCAUCUCCUACAAUAUUGUCCUUUUUUAUUCAGCUUUGUUAUAAUAUGGCUGGAUAUUGUUCAAUUUAAUGUUGAUUUUACUUUUUAAAAAGCCUCAUGCGUAAAAGAGAGAGAGUUAAUAUAACUCAAUAUUACAACCCCUGUGUUAAAAAAAAGUUGGACAUUGUGUCCCCUGCUAUGGAGAGAAGAGGCACGAAGGUUAAAAUAAUAUUACUGGCCCUGUGAUUUUAAGACUCUCAAUUAGCAUAAAAAAACAGACUCUCUAGUGGAAACAGCUACAUUGGUCGGACUUUGGUUGAACACAUUGGAUCAGCCGGACUCAUGUUUGUACAGCAACGUGUUAAUCUAUAUGUUCACAAUUGUUUUCCUGUUGUAGGACUUAGUGCUCAGCAUGUUUUCCUUGUCAGAGCUGGUGCCUCUGAAUCAGCAUCAGAGCAGAUCCAAACUUUUGAAGCCCUGGUGGGAGGUCUUCAUGGACUACCUGGUGGUCCUGAUGCUGAUGGCGUCUGUCCUGGCUUGUACAGAGCAGCUGUCCAGGGACCGGGUAGUGUGCAUUCCCGUGGAUCCAUUAUUUACUGCAAAUACCAGCCACCACAGUCCAACACCCGAUGGAGAUGUGGCUCCGAAUCCAUCAUCAAAGCCUCAAACCCACCCAUCACACAACAUCAGUCCAGAUGUUCUUCCUCCACCCAGAGGUCGCAAAACACAACUGGUCUACCAGCAGUACAUUUACAUCAGCCAGGUACUGUGUUAGCCUACGUGCUUGACACCAUUUAGUCUGAUAAUAGAAUUUUACAAAAGUGUGACCCAUGAGACUUCUUUUUAUUAAAGCAGCUCUAAUCAAUGGAUCAAAUCAACGAUGAAUCACGUGGCUAUAAAUAUAUUCACAAAGGGUCAAAUGGAACAUUGUGUCCCAAUAAUUUAGAUCUUGAGCGGCAAUAAUGAUUAAACUUGUCACCAGUUGUCAUUGAAUCCCAUUAUUUGUUGGUGAUUGCUGUAUUUUCAUUAACUGUUUUUCGUGUAUUUUUGUGAGUUAUUAACUGGGACCGCUUCUACCUGCUGGGCAAAAUUGAGAGUUGCACCAAUUGUGUUAAUAUGGGCAUAAAUUCAGCCAGAAUACUUUGAAAUCAGUCAAAUUUAUUUUGUUUAAGUGAAAUUUAUCUAUGUGUUGUGUUGGAGAGAACUGCUGAAUUUACUAUAAAGCACUUUAUGAUUACAUGCCGCUACCCUGCAGUUUGCUAAAUCGUUGUACAAGAAUUUUCUUAAAUUUGUUUGUACUACCGAGGUAGCUGUAAGCCACAGGGAUAUAAUGUGUUGUUUUAGUGUUAGUUGUAGAUAUUGAAUGUGAGUGCACUCAAACUUUAAACAGCAGUAGGCCGAGCCCCUAACUGCUUGCCAGCUUAACAGUCCUGUUUAUUGUCAAGGAGGAACAUAAAUGUUUUAUCUGACCAAUUUUUUAAGUAAUGCAGGUAAAUGCAAACUUUUAAUAUUAAAGAAAUACCUGUGUCUUCUUGAUUUAGGCAUGAAUGUGGCGAUAAACCCAUGGCAUUUAUGACAAAAAUUAAUAAUAACAUAAAAAUGCUCACGGUUAAUUUCUUCAUCUGCAUUCAUGUGCAGUAUAUCCAAGCUUGACUAUAUUAUGAAGUUUUAUUCUGCCCCAAAGUUGUAAGAAAUUUUGUUAAAGCAUGUUUAACAGUUUGUUGGUCUGUGUUUCUGUCCAGGUUUGCUACCAUGAGGCUCUUCCCUUAUGUUCCCGCUUCUUCCCUUACAUGGCUUUGCUGCAGACUCUUGUUCUUGUAGCCAGCGGUUCCUUCUGGCUUCACUUCCCCCACACUUCUGCUCGCAUUGAGCACUUCCUGGCCAUCUUGGCCAAGUGCUGUGAAUCCCCCUGGACGUCACAGGCACUGUCUCACGCUGCCCAGCAGGAGAACAUCAAAGAGAAGGAGCUGAUGGAUGAAAGACGACCUCCCAAACCUGUUCCACCUUUAAGUUCAACUCCGGUGAUCUACAUAAGACAAUCCAGCAUGGACUCAGGCACAGAAAGUCCACUUUUGAAGAGGUCUGAUGGUGUGUCUUUUGCCACCCCUCCAUCCCCAUGUCCUUCCAAUCUCUCCUGCAACUCCUCCAUGUCAUCUAUGUCAAACAACUCUCAGGUGCCUUCUGUCAAACCUGCAGUAAUGGUGGACAGUCCCAGGCAGGUUAUCAGUCUGGAUAAAAGUGAUGGGGAACAAGCAAGAGCAUUGUUUGAGAGGGUCAGAAAAUUUAGAUCUCACUCUGAGAUCUCAGAUGUCAUCUACAAGGUGAGCAACAAGAGAAGAUCCUCCAAAUAUGAAAGUGCUGAAGUUUGUGAGAUUGAUGAUGAAUGUAAUCAUUUAUUCCCUCUCUUUUAUUCAGGUCUAUUUGGCUCAGACGAUAUUCAAACUGCUGAUGGUGGUCCUGAUCGUGAGUUACACCAUCCCUCUCCUCAGCUACUUCUCCUUCACACACACCUGUCACCCUGAGGAACAGGCCUUGGUGGGCUACUCUACCUUUGAGUGUAUUCAUGUGAUUUCUACUCUCAUGCGCAAACUUCUUGUGGCGUACUUGACCCUGCUGGGGCUGUAUGGCCUGCUCAACAUCUACACCCUCAGCUGGAUUUUUCACAGGUCAGUGCAUGCUCAGCCAAUAUUGUCCUCUUUUUGACAUUCUCUACUCUCUCUCUCUCUCUCUCUCUCUCUCUCUCUCUACUCUUAUCUGAUUCAAAUAAGGGAAUAGUGGAAGAUAAAAAGCAUACAGCCUAACUCAGCAGGGGUUAAGCGCCACUCCAAAAAGGCGUCUCAACUUGGCUUAGCUUUCGCUGUCUCUAACAGGUUUCUUUAGACUCUGGGUUUUCUCUCUUCCCUUCCCUCAUAAGAAUGACAAAUCAAGGGGUGGUACAAUGUAAGCCAAAACAGACCCUUAACCUGGCUUUGCCACCCGUGUUUCACCACUGACAUUUGUCUGCAGACUUUUCUCUUUGGUUUCUCUCUUUUUUGUUACCUCAACAAGUUGCAAAGUAAGGGAAGGAAGAGCAUACAGCCCAACCUGGCUGAGGCUAAUUAUAGCUCAUACAAUCUCAUCUCAGCUCUUAUUAUUUCUACAAUUUCCCCUGCAGAAUUUCCUCUUUGUAUGCUCUCUUAAGAAAGUGGCAGGAGGUGGUAGAAGGAUGUUACAACCCAAUAUUAUCCGGGUGAAGUAAGUCUUUUGCAAGAUUAGACUUCUUGCCCUGGCUCUACUGUCCCUGUCUGUUCUCUAAUACAUCUCUUCAGACUUAUCUCUUUCUUUUCACUCCCUUCUCUAAUAUAAUACAAGGGGGACGUAGAGUAUACAUUCUGCCAUGUUGGGGUUAAACUUCAACACAAACAAGCUUCUUGCCCUGGCUCUAACUUUCAUAUCUCCUUUCCAACAUGUGUCUAAAGACCCCCUUUUCUGUGUUAGUACACUCUAAAAACCCUUGGGUUUUUCCUCAACCCAAUUCCUGGGUUAUACGUGUUGAGUUAAAGUUCUGGGUUAUUUUUCAGAUCCAUACACAUUUCUUGGGUCAUAUGGAUUCUAUUGUAACCCAAUUUGAUGGUUCUUUGAAUGGGAUAAUAAUUAUGGGUUAUUUUUCUGUAAGGAGUGAACUACAUCCAUUAGUGUGGGUCCUUAGGCAAGACCCUUAGCGGUAUGGCCUACAAUUAGUUAGAUAAAGGUACAUGGGAAAAAUAGGGUACAGGUUGUAAAAGCAAAGCUGCCAAAAAACACUCCCCAAACGCAUUUAUCAAUUUAACCGAAGAUUAUGAGUCAAAUUAGCUCGAAGAUCGGGUUAACUUGACCCUUAAAAUGGGUUAUUGAGUCAACCCAGAAUUUGGGUUAAUUUGAAUAACCCAACAUUCUGGGUCAAGUAGUCGGUCCCUUUUCAACCCUGGUGUUUCAACCCCAGGGGUUUUUAGAGUGUAAGAGUGGUUGAUAGAGAGUAAUAUGAAUGAUAUCUCUCAUUCUGUUUUUUUUUUUUCUAUAUUCAGCUCUCUGCGACAGUAUUCCUUCCACUCCCUGAGGGAUUUGUGCUCCCUGACAGACGUUCCCGACCUGAAGAAUGACCUGGCUUUUCUGUUACACAUGUUAGACCAGUACGACCCCCUGCUGGCCCAGCGUCUGUCUGUGUUUCUGUCCCCCGUUAGUGAGAGCAGGCUGAUGGAAGAGAACUUGGAAAGGCGUUGGGGGGAGGAGAAGCUGCGGGAGAUGAUCAGUGUGGAUACAGAUGGCUGCUCCAGACUGCAGCUGGUGGCCCUGCCUCGCCUCCCUCCGGCCCUCUUCACACUCAGCCAGCUGAAAGUCCUCCAACUGGAACUCAUCACAGACGCAAGGUUUACUGCCCAGGUGGCCAACAUGGCCGCACUCAGGUGGGUUUUUGAGCCUCAUGCCAUUGGAUUUUACACAAACUAGCAGAGUUUAUAUGGGAAUGGAGGGGUAUUGACUCUUCUUCGAAGCCAGCCCCUAGUGGUCACUUGAGGAGCUGCCGUUUUGGCAGUUUUGGUAGCAAAAGUGCCAGAAACUGGUUGCCCUUUGGUAUAAACAUGCACAAUUAUACAAAUUAAAUCAAACCUGAAUUUUUUUCUGCCAACAACAGGGAGCUCCAUCUCUAUCACUGCACAGCCGCUGUGGAUCCCAGUGCACUCGGGAUUCUUCAGGAACGACUGGAAGUCCUCCACCUCACCUUCACCCAAGCUUCAGAGAUCCCUAGCUGGGUCCUCUCCCUCCGCAGCCUGCAUGAGCUCCACCUCUGUGGCAGUCUGAGCAGUGAAGGUGGAGUUGGUCGCAGCUGGGCGUUGGGGAGUCUCCGCCAACUGCGCCACCUCCGCAUGCUGGUAAUCAGGGGCAGGUUGCAGAGGAUCCCUGGGGAGCUGUGUGAGGCAGCAGUCAGCUUGGUGAAACUGGAGAUCUACAACGAGGGCACCAGGCUGCUUGUUCUAACAGGUUUGAAGAGGAUGGUCGACCUGACGGAGCUGCUGCUGCAGGAUUGCCAGUUGGAGCGUUUGCCCUCUGCCCUGCUGGCCCUCACUAACUUGCGGACACUCGACCUGCAACACAACAACCUUAGGACCCUGGAAGAACUGCUCACUCUGGCUCAUCUGAGACGUCUCUCUUCUCUAAGACUCGCUUACAACCGUGUUCUGGUCCUACCUAACAGCGUUGGUGUACUUCGAGGCUUGGAGCUCCUGGAUCUAUCAAACAACCAACUCCGGAGCCUUCCCCCUGCCUUAUUCUCUCUCCGCCACCUACGUAGACUCCUGCUGGCUGGUAACCUAUUUGAGGAGCUGCCCGCGGAGGUAAAAGCUCUGCAGCUGCUCACAGAGCUGGACCUCAGUGGUAACAGGUUAGAAAACCUUCCUCAUGAGUUAUUCAUCAGCUGUUUGGAGCUUCGGACCCUGAACGUGGCUCAAAAUUCUCUCAGCUCUUUGCCCAAAGGGAUUGCAGCAUUAAGCCACUUGAGCAAGUUGGACCUGCGCAGUAACAGUCUGGAGGAGCUGCCACAUGAGCUGGGCUGCUGCUCAGCCCUGCAUGGAGGGGGUCUCCUGGUGGAAGAAUGGCUGUUUCUCUCUCUGCCCCCCCAAAUCAGGGACUUCUUAAGUCACACUUUCUCUCCUUCUGGAAAACACUUGGAGGAUCACAUCCGCCCAGAGUCAGACAGUUUUCCUUACUUCUCUCCAACACAGUGGAGUUUCUCCUCUGCUCUUGAAUCACAAAUAUAAGACUAAUUACCACGUUAAGACAUUUCUAACACUAACAGUGUCUUUUACUGAGGUCUUUGUGUACAGUACGCUUAUUUUUUUAAAGAUAUAUUUCCCCUUCUCAACAUUUUGUUAUUCAAAAAUAAAAUCAGAUUCUGUAUUUUUUACAUCUAAAACCAGUUGUAUUUUUGAAUUUUAGCCAGUGAAGAACAUUAUUUUAAGAUUUGUUUGUCAACAUGAAAAACAAGGUCCUAAAAUUUUCGAAAUUGAAAAUAACUUUAAAUGGCAGAACUGCAGACUUUGCUUGAAAAUCUGUUUUGUAAACUGUGACCUUGAACUUAGCUUAAGCGAUUCACUAAAAUCCAUUUUUUAAUGUGAAAAUUACUGUAUGCACAAGCUUCAGAUAUCCUAUUGUUUCUGUAAAAGUAUGAAAGAGAAAAUUUUGUUAAGUAGUUGCUUUUGUAACAUGUAUUAAACUUUGAGGUGACAAAUUUUGAGUAUGCUUACAUGCAGAAAAUUUGCAGGAUUUUUUAAAGAAAGGAAAUGUUUGACAAAGUGUAAUAUUUACACAGAAAUAACAGACUACUAUUAAUAUGUGUAUAAAUAUUUUAAGUUUUCUUUUAAUGAAAAUAAUGAUAUUUCUUAUAUUAAAGUGAGCAGUUUUAUUCUCUAACUUUGAUUAUAACACAAAUAAAUAUGAACCUCCCCCAGAAA